GGAAUUAUGCUGGUAGGGGCACUGUUGGAAUGGUGGCACGUUUUGUUCCUCCUCAUCUCAAUAACAAAUCCUGCAGAGUAACAUCUCUAUGUUACAGUGAAGAUGGUCAAGAGAUCCUUGUUAGCUACUCUUCAGAUUACAUAUACUUGUUUGAUCCCAAGGAUGACACAGCACGAGAACUUAAAGUUCCUUCUGCUGAGGAGAGGCGUGAAGAGUUACGGCAGCCUCCUGUUAAACGCUUGCGGCUAAGAGGGGAUUGGUCAGAUACCGGACCCAGAGCAAGGCCUGAGAGUGAACGAGAAAGAGAUGGGGAGCAGAGUCCUAAUGUCUCUCUAAUGCAGAGGAUGUCAGACAUGCUGUCAAGAUGGUUUGAAGAAGCUAGCGAAGUUGCACAGAGCAAUCGAGGCCGAGGAAGAUCACGGUCCAGAGGUGGGACUAAUCGGACAGAUGCUCCUGCUACUAAUAACGUGCCACCUAGUGCAGAAUCAGAAACUGCAAUGGAGGUAGAUGGUUCUGAACAACUUCCAUCAUCUUCCUCUUCUACAAUGUCAGCCCAAGCUCCUUCAACAUCAUCUUCAACAGAAAGCCCCCCUUCAACUUCAUUAUUGUCCUCUCCUGAUAAUGAACAAAGGCCUUCUUUAGGGGCCUCAGGUCAACCUGUGCUCCAUCAGUCUGAGUUAAUGGGACCCGAGUUAGCUAUAAUCCGUAGGGGUCUGCAGCGACUGAGGCUUAAGAAGGCAGAACAACAGAGACAGCGAGAGCUAGCUGAGGGUUCAGCGCCACAGUCGUCCUCCUCUAAGGGCUCCUCACAGGACCCUCAGGCAUCAGAUUCUCCUUCUUCUGUGGUUAACAAACAGCUUGGAUCCAUGUCACUUGAUGAGCAACAGGAUGACUCCAAUAAGAGUGAUAAGCCACGCACAGGAACAGGUGAACCAGUUUUAAGUUUGCACUACAGUACAGAAGGAACAACUACAAGCACAAUAAAACUGGACUUCACUGAUGAGUGGAGCAGCACAAAUUCAAGCUCUAGAGGGAGUGGAAGUCAUUGCAAAACUGAAGGCCAAGAUGACUCUGUAAAAGCCUCGGAAGAGUCAGGACCUGAAGAUGAAGAAACAAGAGUUUCUGAUGAAUCUCACAAGGAAGAUGCAAGUGCUGAAGAGCUGAAAACUGCAGAUGAAACUGUGGAGACGACAGGAGCAAGUGUGUCAGAUAAACCUGGUCCUGAGCGUUCCAGAAUCCAACCAGAAGAAGACAGCCCCAGUGUUGAUGCUGUCUCUGGAAACGUAGAGGAAGAAGCCUCCCGUGACAAAAGUGCGAAUCAAGAAAUUUCAAGUCAAAGUACUGAAUCCACUGCCAACUCGCUUGCUGCAAACGAUGAACCUCAGCCGCACCCAGAAUCCUCAGGGCUUGGAACUCCAGACGAGUCCUCUACCAGGACCUCGGCUCUCCAAGAAACUGAUGAUAGUGAUGAUGAUCCUGUUCUGAUCCCAGGGGCAAGGUAUCGAGGAGGACCAGGACACAGACGGUCUGCUGUAGCCCGCAUUCAGGAGCUCUUCAGAAGGAGGAAAGAAAGAAAAGAAAUGGAAGAACUGGAAACGUUGAAUAUUCGACGUCCUUUAAUAAAGAUGGUGUAUAAAGGUCAUCGGAACUCCCGAACAAUGAUAAAAGAAGCCAAUUUUUGGGGAUCUAACUUUGUCAUGAGUGGUUCAGACUGUGGCCAUAUUUUUAUAUGGGAUCGACAUACUGCUGAACAUCUCAUGCUGCUGGAAGCUGAUAAUCAUGUGGUGAACUGUCUUCAGCCUCAUCCCUUUGACCCAA
This is a messenger RNA of Eurypyga helias (sunbittern), 1818 nucleotides long. It is a transcript of the gene DCAF6, whose product is annotated as DDB1 and CUL4 associated factor 6. Gene Ontology annotation, cellular component: Cul4-RING E3 ubiquitin ligase complex; cytoplasm. The annotation marks the transcript as partial. The transcript has 13 exons. Lineage: Eukaryota; Metazoa; Chordata; Aves; Eurypygiformes; Eurypygidae. Gene Ontology annotation, biological process: positive regulation of transcription by RNA polymerase II. Gene Ontology annotation, molecular function: protein binding. The record is from RefSeq and is a predicted model, not a curated record.